UUUUUACAGACCAGCCACUAGGAUCAAAAAAUGUCUAAUUUAAGGUUAACAUUUGCAGAAAGACUGAAAGGAAACACAGAAAUCAAGAGUGCCUGAGGGUAAAAAUAGAGAAGAUUAAGACUAAAUUUCAUUCGUGUAAACUUUGCUCUCUUUGUUCGAACGUCUAAGUCUUCUUUAUUGUUAAUGCCCGAAAUGAGAAUCGUACUUUGAGACUUUGAGAAUCGUAUCCCUGCCAUCACACACUUAAGACUCCCGCUCACAACGUAUGAGGAUGAACAGAAAUAUUUAGGACAGUCUCAUAGCCUUUCCUUUUCCUGAUUUAUUCAAUUCAUUAGUUUGAUGAGGAAGGCCAGGGAGUAAGAUAAGUUGUGCGCCAGGUUCUUGUCACUAAACUGAAUUUCUUCCGUUUCUCGUUGACAAUAAAAUCCAUUAGAGAGCUUUUCCACUUGAGUGUACCCGCCUGCUUUCAUUACGACAACGUAAUCUCUUCCCGUCGAUAAUUAAGCUGAUCUGAUUGCACUGUUACCUUUAUCAAUCGCGUACACGACAAGCUUAAGUUUACUGAGCCGUUCUGAAUCGGGACAGAACGCUGUGAUAUCAGCAGAUAUCAAAACCAGCCGUUUACUUGAACUGAUGGUUAUGAACGCAUAAAACGCCUACAAGCCGAGCUAAAGGCUGUGAUGUACUGGCCCAGCAGGUUCCCAAGUACGCGAUCCAUUACAAAAUACUUUCAACGUUUUUCAAGAAAAUCAGGUGUAAAACUGAAAGCCGAUUUCUCGGUCGUGCACUGUGACUGAUAUCAUCUAUGUCAGAAUUAACCCAUUUGGGCAAGAUAACAGACUUUUGAAAUUAGCCAAGACGGUAAGCAGACGGCUAAAAUAGAAACAUGACUUUGUUGUUUACGACUACAAGUGGUCGAUCCCUUGAAGCCUUGGUUUGUAUAUAUGACCGAUGGUAUUUAACCUGCAGGUUGUUCAGAUCACGCCAAUACGUAGGACGGACGCAACCGAGGAGUCAUCUCUGGUGUCCCACAACCUUUAUGUAAGCUGUUUGAGCAUCUAAUAGAAAGGCCUUGUCAAACGCAAGUAAGUUGAGAGAUCUAAACCAUCCCAGCACCAAGGAAUGAGCUUCUAACAAAGAUAACUUCCUUCCUGAUAAAACAUUAAGGUUCCGCCAUCUGGCGCCAGACCGCACGAUAUCUGGUCGUACUUCUGGCUACAGCGUGCCAACUCUAAUACAAACAAGCUGCACAACACCCUUAAAACACAAACGCCUUACACAACGAGGGAUAAAGAUACACCGCUAAUUUACGACCAAGGUGAGAGGUUGAAAAUGAGGAAAAGGGAGGUUUGGAGAGUUAUUUUCGCCGCAUGGACAUUCGCAAUGCAAAUUGCAAUGGAUGAAGCAGGGAGCAAUGGCUUGAUUUACAAAGGACAACCAACAUCGUCACCUUCAUCAGCGUCUCCAAGAUUUGUGGACUCCAUUAGGAUGCAACAGACUUUUAUUGCAUGGCCCGCACGCCACAGCGUCCGACUUAAAUGCAAAGCCAGUGGCUCAAGUCCGUUAAGAUUCCAGUGGCUAAAGGAUGGUGAUCCAUCCAUUCAUCGAAGAUUACAACCGAGACUUAAAACGAACAUGUGGUACCUGAAGCUUAAAGACUUGCUGCCAUUAGACUCUGGGAAAUAUACUUGUAUAGUUUCCAACACAUAUGGCUCCAUCAAUCAUACCUAUACCCUACGAGUUGUAGAAAAAUCUCGCACCAAGCCUAUUCUGAAGUGUGGCUUUCCUAGAAACACCAGCGCAGAGCUUGGACAGAACGCUUCAAUGACUUGCAUCGUUCUUAUCAGUGGAACACUACCAGAUUUUAGAUGGCUUAGGUGGAACACUAUUCCAAGCACUUUCCCCGACUCGCUUGAUUUUGAGAACGGAUCGUACACCCUUGUCAACCCUCGGCAAUAUCAGACGGUUCACGUUGGAGGAAAGUAUGGCGUGAAAGUGAAUAUUUGGAACGUCCAACCCAACGAUUUGGGCCUGUAUACGUGUUACGUUAGCAAUCACCUUGGUUCUGACUACAUGAGUGCGUUUUUAACCGAGGAAAAGGACAGGAGAAAAGAAUCUGAGGAUGUCUUUUCAGUUACGACAGGGAAGCCUGAGGAAAAGGACUUCGCAAAUCACGAGAAUACAGGAUCUCCGCCAUUAAGGGGAACCAACGCAACAGAGGAGAUCCCCCCAGCGAAACAAGCGGUAACACGAUCCCGGGAGGCAAAGAUACCUUUGAGUGUGUUCAUAGGCGUCCUUAGCACCUGGGCGGUCAUCACAACUAUCGCACUCCUCUGGUGUCACUUGUACCACAAGAAAAUAAGAGCAGCAAAAACAGGGGUAGAGUUCUAAUGAACGAGGAAGGAAUUUUUCCGCUCUGAUGUUACCAUGAGAACCAUGAGAACUGAAGCUGGAUUCGAGCUAUGGGUCAUUAUUUGCACUCGCACCUCUGACUUGUUGGUUUACGUUCAUGUUGUCCAGUAUUAGACAUUGCCGUUGUUGUUGUUGGUGUUGUUGUUUUAGUUGUUUUUUUGCUGUUUUUAACCAAUAUUAUCACUUCACAUUUAAUCUUAUGUCCUAUGGAUAGCUUCUUAGAUGCACAUCGAGGUUUUGAUGAAAAUGAGGAUUGAUAGCUGGGACAAGUAUGCAUAAAUAGGAGCGGCAGUUUUCUCAGUUCAUUAGUCACACAAGAAAAACGGGAAAGCCGCUCGUUCAUUGUAUUUGUUUUCUUUAAAAUCAGCGCUAAGCCGGGCAAGGUGCUAAACAGAGAACUUCAGUGUUCUGACAAUCACUCCGCCCUAAUGACAAAACAGGGAAAACUUUGAGAUCUAAUCGUGUAGUAUUUUAACUUUUUCAUUUUGUCUCGUGGAAGUACGAACAUUUUACCGUUCAUCUAAUGAAAACUUUUUAAAUAUGGUACAAUUAACCAGGGUUGAUAGUUUUCUUUUUGUAGUUAAUGUGGUGAUUAUUUCUUUUUCAAUUUUUUCAUUUCAGUCUAUUUAAUACAUUGUACAGUCAAGAUGUAAAUUAACAUGUAAAUUGUAACGUUUACAAACCGUGAUUAUAGAGCUCGAAAAUCAAACUUUCUAUGAGGUAAGCUCAAUUUUGACUCUUAAUACAAUACUUGGGAGACUGGCGCAGUAGACUUCACUUUCAACACAGAUGUAAACAUUUAUCGGCAAGCUAAAAAGCCGCUUAUUCACGAAGAACAGUACAGGACGACACGUCAUCAACGAGGGAUAAAAACUGCCCAAUGACUUCUCUACGAAGGCUGGUUAUUAUGCUUCCUUGACCAAAGUUACAGGGCCACUUAUUUAAACGAGAUCUAACCCAAACCGCGGUUUUCUGAAAGCAGUAGGCCUCGGUGAUUCUCCAUAAGAGGGUUGAUUUCAUUGAUGUCCGUCUACUUUUAGGUUUCGGCUUGUUGACACUGUUCACAAAAAAUUGAUUCUUAGAUAAAGUUCGGCUAAAUUGAAGAAGGCUUAAAACGCGGUUUUGUUAAACGACGGCUAAACUAAACUUAAAACCCUGAUGAAGGCACUAGACAGGAGUGUGGAAACGUUGGGUCUAUGAAUUGUAACUUCUUCGGUUACACUCAUUAAAUCUGCAAACCAGUGUAGCAUCAAACUAUGUCUAACCGACCCAUUGUAUCAUAGUGACAAAAAUAUAUAUUCUUCAACCUG
Pocillopora damicornis (cauliflower coral) is the source of this 3722-nucleotide messenger RNA. Its product is annotated as fibroblast growth factor receptor-like 1. The record is from RefSeq and is a predicted model, not a curated record. Lineage: Eukaryota; Metazoa; Cnidaria; Anthozoa; Scleractinia; Pocilloporidae.